Gryllus bimaculatus (two-spotted cricket) is the source of this 1506-nucleotide messenger RNA. NCBI's taxonomy places the organism in Eukaryota, Metazoa, Arthropoda, Insecta, Orthoptera, Gryllidae. The record is from the annotation of a GenBank genome assembly.
AUGAAGUAUGAAAGGCCUAAUUUAAUUAGUAUUGUUACUACAUCAAGUGUAACCGCACAAUCGAUUUCAUUUAUCUUGAACUGGCAAAAUGCGCGCGUCGUUGGGUCCAACAGGGCGCUGGCGGGCGCGGCGCUGCUGCUGGCGGCGGCGGGCUCCGUGCUGGACGAGCUGCUGCGGCGGCGCGCGCGCCUGCGGGCCAGCCGCUACGCCGAGUGCUGCGCCGCGGCAGCGCCGGCCGGCUCCGUCUCCUCGCUGGACGGCGGCGGCUGCCGGGCCCAGACGCGCGCCUUCGUGCAGAUCAGCCCCGCGCCCUCCUGCGCCAACAGCGAUGCCGGCGCCGACCCGCCCCACGAGGAGCUGCACAUCGACAACAAGGGCUUCCGCCGCGUGGUGGAGAAGGACUUCCUGUUCCAGUCCAUCGGCAACGGCGCUUUCUCCGUCGACACCUUCUUCUUCAUCAGUGGGCUUCUGGUGUCGCAUAUCUUUUUCAAACUGACUUCCAAAGAGGAUAACCAAAGCAAAAAUAAGAAGAAAGCAGGCCUGCUGGACAGCGCGGUGCAGUUCGUCGGCGCCUUCUCCUACCGCGUGCUCAGGUUGACUCCACCAUACUUUUUUGUGAUGCUAAUGGCGUACUUAACGAGUCAAUGGUUUUCACACAACUCUGUCUUUCCUAAUCCUGUGGCAGAUCAUGUCAACUGCCCGCGUUACUGGUGGCGCAAUUUAUUGUACAUUAACACCCUCUUUCCUGUUGACAGUAUGUGCAUGAUCUGGAGUUGGUACCUUGCAAACGACACGCAGUUUUAUACUCUAGCUUUGAUACUACUUCUGUUGUCCAAGAGAUAUCCCAAGACAGCAGUGGUAACUUUAGUGAUAUUAGUUAUCAGCUCACUGAUAACAACAGCUGUAAUAGUUAUCAACACCGAUCACACUCCCAGGGUGGAAGAACCUUUGGGUCUAUUUGAUGCCCUUUACGACAAGCCAUGGAUGCGACUGGGUCCCUACGCAGUCGGGAUGGCCGUAGGCCUUCUUCUUCACCGAACGGGUCUUAAAAUGCAGUUGCACAAGGCCGUGGUGGUGUCCGGGUGGGCGCUGGCCAUGACGCUGAGCUUCUCGCUGGUGCACGGGCUGUACGGGUCGCUGGGGCCCGUCGCGUCCGCCGCCUACGUCGCGCUCAGCCACACCGCGUGGAGCCUCACCGUCGGCUGGGUGACCGUCGCCUGCGUCCUGGGCUACGGAGGACCCGUGAAUAAGCUGCUGUCGCACCCAGUGCUGUACCCGCUGAGCCGCAUCACGUACUGCGCCUACCUCACGCACCCCGUCAUCAUGCUCUCUGUCCUCAUGUUCAUGGAUGCGCCUGUCCACAUGUCGCGAGGCACCAUGUCUGUCACGAUCUUCGGCUACAUCGUCUCGUCGUACCUGCUGUCGAUGAUCAUUUCGCUGACGUUCGAGGCGCCCGUGAUCGCGCUGCUCAACCUGCUGCACCCGAUCCGGCGCAAGGUCAAGUGA